AUGCGUAAAGCGCCCCCCUCCCCGCAACUGAACGUACGGACGAUUGACCAACGCGCGCAACGCGAUAGCGACCACAUCAAAGAGCUCAACAACCAGCGGCCCAAGCAGCCCUUUUUCUUCCUGAAGCCGCCGUCGUCCAUCCUCCUGCCCGGCGAGGGCCCCCUGCUGCGGCCCCGCGGCACCUCCAUGCACUACGAGGUCGAGCUGGGCUUGGUCAUGGGCAAGACGCUGCGGGACCUGCACCCGGAGGACGAAAAGGGCGCGCUGGACUCGAUUGAAGCCUACCUCCUCGCCAUCGACAUGACCGCCCGCAACGUGCAAGAAGAAGCAAAGAAGAAGGGUCUCCCUUGGUCCAUAGCAAAGGGCUUCGACACCUUCCUCCCCCUCGCCGGCCCCGUCCCCAAGUCCGCCAUUCCCGACCCGCACCGGGCCCACCUGAGCCUCACCGUCAACGACAAGGUGCAACAGUCCGACAACACCGACCUGAUGCUGUUCAGGAUCCCGCGCAUCCUGGCCGAUAUCAGCAGGGUCAUGAAGCUUGAGAAGGGCGAUAUUGUUCUCACCGGGACCCCCAAGGGCGUGGGUCCAGUCACCACUGGCGACGUCAUGAAGGCUGCUCUCAGCUAUGGCGACAAGGAGCUGGCGCGUUUGGAGCUGGACGUCAAGGAUCGCGAAGGCCUCUAUGAGUUCAAGGAAACAUAA
Messenger RNA from Diplodia corticola, 702 nucleotides. RefSeq names its product fumarylacetoacetate hydrolase family protein. Bases 1 to 702 code for a protein of 233 amino acids. The transcript has 2 exons. The record is from RefSeq and is a predicted model, not a curated record. Gene Ontology annotation, cellular component: mitochondrion. NCBI's taxonomy places the organism in Eukaryota, Fungi, Ascomycota, Dothideomycetes, Botryosphaeriales, Botryosphaeriaceae. Gene Ontology annotation, molecular function: acetylpyruvate hydrolase activity.